Auanema sp. JU1783 is the source of this 1116-nucleotide messenger RNA. NCBI's taxonomy places the organism in Eukaryota, Metazoa, Nematoda, Chromadorea, Rhabditida, Rhabditidae. The record is from the annotation of a GenBank genome assembly.
AUGUUGAAGCUAUCUAAAUGUUUGAAAAGCUCCACGGCCAGGUCCCUGUUAUGUUCAGAAGAAGGAGAAAAAUUUCUAACUGUGAUAACAUCAAAGUUGAAUAUGGCAAAAGUAGGAGAAAUACAAAUUGAUAGUAAUCUUGUUCGGUACUGGGAACGUAUCCAAUCGCAGGCAAAUGUUGUAAGCUCCAGAAGAAAAGAGAUAGAUCAGUUGAAGACUUUAAUAAAAGAAGAUUCUGAACUUAAAUCUCUGGCAGAAGAGGAGAAGAACAUGCUUGAGGACGCGCUAGACGAGAACCUGAUUGAAUUAGGAAAUGCCGUAGUCCCAAAGACUGAGAUGGACGUACUCCGAAAAUGUCAAAUAGAGUUGACCAGCGGGGCUGGUGGACAGGAAGCUAUGUUGUUUACGGGAGAAUUACUAGAAAUGUAUAGGAAAUAUGCAGAAUGGAAAGGAUGGAAAUGGGAACCCAUUCAACUGGAAGAUGUUGCUUUAGGUGGAAUCCGCUGUGCCUUAAUUGGCGUGACAGGAGAAAAUGCAUAUUCAAAAUUGAGGUUUGAAGCUGGUGUGCACAGGGUGCAACGAAUACCUUUAACAGAUAAAUCACGCAUGCACACCAGCACCGCCAGUGUAGCUAUUCUUCCUGAACCCGAGGAGGUUUCCGUCGUAGUGCCGUCAGACUCAGUCAAAAUAGAAACUAUGAGAGCUUCGGGACCAGGAGGCCAGAAUGUUAAUAAGAGAUCAACGGCCGUUAGAAUGACGCACAAAGACACGGGUAUUGCAGUUCAUUGUAUGGAUGAAAGGUUUCAGCAUUUAAACAUCCAAAUAGCCUAUAAGCGAUUAGCAGCUAUACUUCUGCAAAGGCAAGUAGAUGAGCAAAGUGACCGUUUUUCUUCAGAUAGGAAGUUACAGGUAGGAUCAAAAGCCAGAGCAGAGAAAAUCAGAACAUAUAAUUUCCAACAUGAUCGUAUAACGGAUCAUCGAAUUCAAAUGCAAUUGGGCAACAUCGAAGAAUUCAUGAAAGGAACAGAAGCAUUGGAUAAUAUGAUGAACCGAUUGAAUGACGAACACAUGAUUGACCGUUUGCGACAUAUACUGUUCAACUGUAUUACAGAAUAG